Molecule: messenger RNA, 1366 nt
Organism: Neohortaea acidophila
Lineage: Eukaryota; Fungi; Ascomycota; Dothideomycetes; Mycosphaerellales; Teratosphaeriaceae
Exons: 3
Coding region: 168-1238 (356 amino acids)
Source: RefSeq, a predicted model, not a curated record
UAGCUAUGCCUCCUUUCCAUGUGCCUCUCUAGCCUCGCGGCAACCAAUGUGACAGCAUCAUGUCAAGUGCGGCGAAGCAGGCAGCUCUGUAAGUUAAGAACCCGCGCCCGCCUCCUCGCACUCGAUCACAACUCCCCUUCCCACUCCCCGCGCACAGAGACUGGCAGAUGUCGAGGAACGGCAGUCCUGCUACGCUUCUCAGCAGGCUCGCUCUCAAUGCGAGCCGUCCAGGAGCGUUUGCAGAGAUGCCCGUCACUACGAGAGGGAUGAGUCAGAGACACAGGAUCUUGGCCGCUUCCAAGCAUGCUUCUGCCCAGCCUCCUUCGCUGGAGACAGCAGCGGCGGCGUCGACGGACCGACAAGCGGCUCGUGGAGCGAGGCAUCAGAGAUCUCGUCCUUCGGCUCCUCCACGGCCGUCCCAACGACGCACCACUGCCAGCCGGGAGGAGACGGACGACGAAGAUGAUGGCGAGGACCAGGGAGAGACUGGAGAGGAGGAUCUCGGCCAGGUAAUUAACGAGAUCAUGGCAACUUUUGCGGACGCGUAUCCGUCUCCCAGCGAGUUUCGCACAAUCAGCUCGACGAGUCCUGGCGAUGCCAUGAAAAGCGAACAAACAGACGACUGCCGCCGCAUGGCUCGCGUUCUCGCGACUAUCGCAGAGCACCACCCCGAAACCCUGACCCUCCUGCGCCGCCGCUUUCCCCGCGCACACUGUGCCUCACGACUCGUCACGAACGUCAUAGCGCGCGACGCCGCCAUCUUGCGCAACCUGCACGCAAACCUAGACAACCAAACCUCCGGCCGCGACGUCUCGUACUCCAUCACCGAUUGGCGCCAUCUCAGCGGCGCCGUGGAGAGCGUGCUCUCCGACUACUGGCACGAUCUGACAACCGACCACCGUCGCUCACUCGCCUCCCUGCUUGUCUCCAUCCUCGAUCGCAUCGUCCAGUGUGAUCGAGACCUCUACGCUGGCCGCAGCCGCACCAUCUACGCCGGCGAAGGCAGCGGCGGCAAUCUCUUUCGCAGCUUUUUGACUUCUCGUGCGCAGCCGAUUGAGUUUUUGGGCCCGUUGGCUAGACUUGAUGCCGCUUUAUUGGCGGGUCAGAGUGGCAGAUUGCAAGAGCUUAUGCACCGGUACAGGGCGAAUGGAGCUGAUGGAUAUGACGCGGAGCAGUAUGGCCGCGUAGCGCAAGCUUUGGAGGAGAUUUGGAAUCGUACUACGGCACAGCAGCUUUGAAGAGGUCUGGGCUGGUGGCUGGACUUCUAGAUUGACCAUCUGGCGUUGCCUCCAUUGUGAGGUCUCGCUUCCGCGAUUCCCUUUCUCUUGGUAUCGUUCGCGGUCCUGGAGUUGGCGGUGUCCGUAGG